CAGAAGCAAGCGCGCCCCGCCCCCCUGUGUGUUAGCAUCAUGGAUGAAGGUGUAGAAAAAUCUGCCAGGUAUGAUUUAAACAGUAGGCAGCUGCUGCCACGUCAAGAUUUAACGUCUAACUAGAUGACCAAAAAAGGAGGUGGAGAACUGCUGUGAACCUGAAGAUGAGGCGUCUGUCAAGAAAGAAAGCGCUGAGCCUGGUGAAGGAGCUGGACGCCUUCCCCAAAGUGUCAGAGAGCUACGUGGAGACAUCGGCGUCAGGAGGAACAGUGUCACUUUUAGCGUUUAGUGCCAUGGCACUUCUGGCUGUCUUAGAGUUCUUUGUUUAUCGAGAGACUUGGAUGAAGUAUGAAUAUUCGGUCGACAAGGAUUUUUCCAGUAAAUUGAGAAUAAACAUUGACAUAACAGUCGCCAUGAAAUGCCAGCAUGUGGGAGCAGAUAUUCUGGACCUGGCUGAAACCAUGAUCACAUCUAAUGGCCUGCAGUAUGAACCUGUUAUUUUUGAGCUGACCCCGCAACAAAGACUGUGGCAAAGGACGCUGCUUCUCAUACAGAACAGGCUGAGAGAGGAGCACGCUCUGCAGGAAGUCCUUUACAAAACUCUCCUGAAAGGAGCUCCCACUGCUCUGCCACCACGGGAGGAUGCCUCCAUGGAGCCCCUCAAUGCCUGCAGGAUACAUGGACACGUCUACGUCAACAAGGUAGCAGGAAACCUGCACAUCACUGUUGGAAAGCCCAUUCACCAUCCUCAGGGCCAUGCACACAUUGCAGCUUUUGUGAGCCACGAGACGUACAAUUUCUCCCAUCGAAUCGACCAUUUAUCUUUUGGGGAGGAGUUACCAGGCGUCAUCAAUCCUCUGGACGGCACAGAGAAAAUCACAUAUAACAAUAACCAGAUGUUUCAGUACUUCAUUACAGUGGUGCCCACGAAACUGAACACAUACAAGAUAUCCGCAGACACACACCAGUUCUCUGUGACUGAGCGAGAACGGCUGAUAAACCACGCCGCGGGCAGUCACGGUGUUUCCGGCAUCUUCGUCAAGUACGACACCAGCUCUCUGAUGGUGACGGUCAGCGAGCAGCAUAUGCCGCUCUGGCAAUUCCUGGUGCGACUGUGUGGUAUAAUCGGGGGCAUAUUCUCCACCACAGGGAUGCUUCACGGGCUCGUUGGCUUCUGUUUUGAUGUCAUCUGCUGCCGCUUCAAACUGGGACUCUACAGGCCUGGAGAGGUGCUAAACCAGGACGCACAGCUGCACCAGAUGAAUAAUCUGAACCACCACCAUACUCCUCUGCUGGCUGACAAUCCCCCUCGGUAGUAGCCGCCGAUUCCUCGGCCUGCACGGGUGACCCGACAAAUAAUGAUCACAGUUGCUGCUUUCUCAUCGGAAACUUGAGUUUGGAUUUUCAGAUAUUUGUUUAUUUAUUAGAGUUUAUAAAGGUUUUUCAUUGCCAGCAUUACCGUACUGUAUAUCACAAAAUGUUUUUCUUCCAAAUGACCAAAAAAAAAAAAAAAUAGUAGAGUUAGCACUAACUAUUGCACUGUAGGAGAAUGUGUACCCUGUGACUCUGGUCACAUUUGAUAACGGUGAUGCUGACAAUUAUGUUAAAGUUUAAAUUCCCAGGAGGUCAUUAGCACCGCUGGUUUGUUUCACAGCAUUAAAGUGUAAAAAAAAAGAAAAAAAGAAGCCCAAAACAAAUAAAAGUUGAUUCCUAAAUGAAAUAACAUGCAGAUGGUUUUUAAACAGGUAAACCAUGAAAUGAUGGCAGUCAGGUUCGAGAAGGAUGACUGAGCAAGUGUCAUGUUGCCUAUUAAGCAAUCCUCUAUAAGGAAGACUUAUUUAUUUUAUUUGACUUAUUUCAAUAAGUCAAGAAUGUCUUUAGCAGGUCUACCACAUGACAUGAGUCUUUAUUUAACAAAAAUUGAGCCAGUGUGUCACUAAAUAGACCCUUACUGCUUCCAGGAGCUGCUAAUCAAACCUGCUUGAUUAACUGAUCAUCAGCCAGCUGGCUUGGUCAGAACUGAAGUGGUUCCAGGAAAAAUAUAUCUUUCGAUUUUCAUUUUCUCCUCUGUAACCACGAACGAGUGAGCU
Molecule: messenger RNA, 2090 nt
Organism: Pundamilia nyererei
Lineage: Eukaryota; Metazoa; Chordata; Actinopteri; Cichliformes; Cichlidae
Product: endoplasmic reticulum-Golgi intermediate compartment protein 2-like
Exons: 13
Coding region: 165-1316 (383 amino acids)
Biological process (GO): retrograde vesicle-mediated transport, Golgi to endoplasmic reticulum; endoplasmic reticulum to Golgi vesicle-mediated transport
Cellular component (GO): COPII-coated ER to Golgi transport vesicle; membrane; endoplasmic reticulum
Source: RefSeq, a predicted model, not a curated record